ACCCUUUCUGACUUGACAUCUGAAGGAGGAGUCUCUGAAAACCUAUUUAAAGCAGUCUGUCCUGACUCAGCUCAGCAGUCUCCAGUCUACCAACUGGUCUCUGUAAUAACUAUUUAAAGCAGCCAGUCCUGACUCAGCUCAGCAGUCUCCAGUCUACCAACUGGUCUCUGUAAUAACUAUUUAAAGCAGUCUGUCCUGACUCAGCUCAGCAGUCUCCAGUCUACCAACUGGUCUCUGUAAUAACUAUUUAAAGCAGUCUGUCCUGACUCAGCUCAGCAGUCUCCAGUCUACCAACUGGUCUCUGUAAUAACUAUUUAAAGCAGUCUGUCCUGACUCAGCUCAACAGUCUCCAGUCUACCAACUGGUCUCUGUAACUUCAUCUUUGUCUCUGUGGUGUUCAGUCUUCAGGUGACGAUGGGGGUAUUGAAUCAUCUCUCUACUCUCCUCCUUCUCUCUCUCCUUCCUCCUGCUCUCUCUCAUGUAGUGGAGAUCUUCAGUGUUGUUGAACAGUGCCAGAAUUUCUUCCUGGAUGGGACAACUCCAAAUCUCCCAGGUAUUUUGGUUGGUGGGACAGUCCAGAACCACUACAAGCUGAUUUGCCAGUUGUUCAGCAACAUCUACAGGUUUGCAACUCUCUACGACACGACCAACAGGAUCCCUGUGUUCUCAGCCUACACCUUCACUGGUCCUCCUACAGACCCCAGACCACAUCAACCCUGGUGAAGAUGAUCCCUGGAUGAUUGAGCCCCAGCUCGAAAAUAUAAAGGACCGAGGUGAAAUGAAGCAGAGUGAACAUAGAAGUUUUAAACACCAGGCUAUGAACGCGGACUACUACAAAAACAACAUGAAUAUGGACAGAGGUCACCUUUUCCCAUGUUCGUAUGCGCCUUAUAAUGCUACCAAGAACUCCACUUUCACCCUGACGAACGCCGUUCCCCAGGCAAGAUCCUUCAACCGACGCAGUUGGAAGAGAAUGGAGUGCAGAGUCAGAAAAUAUAUUGUGGAGAACUGUACGGAUAACAACAACAAGAUAAAAGCCUAUGUGGUGACUGGAGCAGUUCCCAGUAACAACAACACACUGAACAACCGAGUGAACAUCCCAGAUCUCAUGUGGACAGCCUACUGCUGUUACAACAACAACCUGAAACAGUGGGUGGCCCAAGCACACUGGAGUAAGAACGUACCGGACUCCAAGGGGAAAACAUUGAAACCGAUAACCUUGGGAGCACUCGAACGCAAGUUGAAGAACUUCUACAAUGACAAAGUCAAUGUGUUCGCAAAAAAAUGUCCAAGAACCGUUAUUCUGAGUGUAUUAGAGGACGAGACAGGGAGGAACAGAGAGAGAGUAGAACAGGAUGAGAUCUCCUCUACUCUGACUGAGAAUUCAACACUCCUGGUGUUGGAGUUGGACGGCGAAGGGGAGGUGGUGGGGAGUCUCCAUGACCCUACAGGCAGCCUGACCUGGGCCGUCAGCGACGUGUUCACCCACCAGGGGAGACUCUACCUGGGUAGCACCGACCUGCACUUCCUCCCUGUCCUGGAGGACUGGAGCUAA
Salmo salar (Atlantic salmon) is the source of this 1555-nucleotide messenger RNA. The record is from RefSeq and is a predicted model, not a curated record. NCBI's taxonomy places the organism in Eukaryota, Metazoa, Chordata, Actinopteri, Salmoniformes, Salmonidae.